This is a messenger RNA of Polypterus senegalus (gray bichir), 3593 nucleotides long. Its product is annotated as butyrophilin subfamily 1 member A1-like. The transcript is spliced from 10 exons. NCBI's taxonomy places the organism in Eukaryota, Metazoa, Chordata, Cladistia, Polypteriformes, Polypteridae. The coding region runs from base 158 to 1666 and encodes 502 amino acids. Gene Ontology annotation, molecular function: protein binding. The record is from RefSeq and is a predicted model, not a curated record.
UUGAUGUAAUCAGUCAGGAGGUAGAGGUCGCUGUGAGGAAAGGGGUGGAAGAAGAAUGGAAGAGUAGAGGGAGGAAGUGUGAAUAAAGUUAAAAGAAGAACUGACUACAUUGCAUGGUCCAUUUAUUUCAACAAUAUAUAACAUAUUGGCGACGAGGAUGGCAACUUUUGGACUCUCGCCCCCUCCUGUGUUUCUCGAAACUCCGGCUAUGAUUGUUCACAUAGGACAGAGUCUCUUCAUUUUAUGGCUUUUACAUCAUGUAGACUUCUCCUGGGCAGUUUCAGAGAGGUUCUCCGUUGUUGGUCCUUCUCAUUCCGUUGUUUCUUACCUUGGUGAAGAUGUCAUCCUGCCUGCCUCCCUGUCACCGGCAUUGAAUGCUGAGGGGUUUCAAGUCAGGUGGUACACAACCGAUAUCUUUUCACCAGUGCUUUUGUAUGAGGAUUAUAGAAUCAUAAAUCGCAUUGACACAAGAAGAGCUUUGUUUCAAGAGAAGCUGAAGAUCGGCAACAUAUCUCUAAUGGUGCAGAAUGUCCGUGCGUCUGAUGAAGGCAUCUACACAUGUCUUGUGGUCUCUGAACAGUUGGAGGAAGACGUGAAGAUUACACUGAAUGUUGAAGUUUUAGGUGCUCAGCCCUCCAUUUCUAUGAGCUCCACUGAAGGCCAGAAGACCCACCUGGAGUGCAGCUCUGAAAAGUGGAACCCCCAACCAGAAGUCACCUGGAUGGACAUAAAUGGGACAGACAUGACGUCUCAGUCCACAAUAAAAUCAGAGCGGGACUCUGAGGGUCUUCUGACAGUGAGCAGCGUCCUGCCGGUGAAGGAGGAGUACAACGUGUUCAGCUGUCUGAUGAGAAGUAAAGCACCAAAGCCAGACUGGCACUCCGGACUUGCCAUCUACAGUUUCUCACCAGGCAUCUCUGGCUGGUUGGUGGCUUUCUGCGUUUUGUUGAUCCUUUGCUUAGCAGCAACUCCUUUGCUGUUCAUUCAAUGGAGAAGAAUGAGAGAAACAAACACCAAAUAUGACUCAAUAGUUGGAUUCCUUCCUAUUUGGUUUCUGCACAAGGAAAACGAAAACUCACAACGUCUCACGAAUGCAGAAUGGAAGAGAAUAUGCAUCUCAGCAGCUGAUGUCACUUUUGACCCUGAGAGUGCACACCCGUUGCUCAUUGUGUCCGAAGAUGGGAAGGACAUGAGACUUGGAGACACACAGCAGAGAGUGACAGACAAUCCAAAGAGGUUUGACCACUUUACUAAUGUCCUGGCCAGAGAAGGAUUCACCUCAGGGAGACACUACUGGGAAGUGGAGGUCAAGGAGAAGACGGCGUGGACUUUAGGAGUCGCCAGAGAGUCGGUCAACAGGAAGGGGGGGAUUAUAUUGAGUCCAUAUCGAGGAUACUGGACUGUGGGGCUGAGGAAUGAGAAUGAGUACAAGGGUCUCGAUUAUAAUGAUGUUCCCCUCCCUCUGAGAGUGAAGCCCCGGACAGUCGGGGUCUUUCUGGACUACGAUGAAGGGCAGGUCUCCUUUUACAAUGCCCAGUCUCGCUCUCACCUGUACACCUUCACAGACUCCUUCACUGGGACCCUCUAUCCAUUCUUCAGUCCUGAACUUAAUGAUGGUGGUAAAAAUGCAGCCCCCCUGGUCAUAUGUUCCCUGUGCACACACUGACCACUCUGAAUUAAUGUCACUUGUCAAUAUCUGUUUCUGGUCAGAGCAGCACAAAGCCAAUGGAGACUUUCUUUACCAUUCAGUCCACCGAAUUCGAAGCCCCCCUGAGGUGUCCUGUUGUUUGCUGUUCGUCUGAUUUUCAAUUUCAGGAUUUCUGUGUUUAAUGUAGACAUUGGGACUGCACACUUGGGAUUUUUAAAUUGAAGUGGAUAUAAGUGUCAGCUUCUCAAACAAAUGUGAAUCUUUUUCAUUUUAUCUGAAAAUGAACAGUAAUACUGUGUGCUCAUCUUUAAUUUGACAUUCAAAGAUGAAGCCAACAAAAAUGGUUGUGUUCUCCACAGCACUGGAUUUGUCUUCUUCAAUCUUUGUAUAAAGUCACUUGCUGGUGGUCAGUCCUGAUGGCUCGAAGACUGCAUCUCAGCAGGAGAAAUCCAAGACUCUCAAUAUCCAGCACACCAUUCAUUUUGUAACUCACUUAUCUAAUUCAGGGUCAUGUGGGGGCUAUGCCAAUGUGGGGAUCAACAUGGAUAAGAACCAAUCUAUGACACCAGAGCUGAAGACUGGACCAUCAAUCACUGUGCUACUAUGUUACCACCAAUCAGACAAAUUUAAAUUAAUAUCUAGCAUUAUAACCUUAUAUUGUUUAACUUGAACUAAAAUAUACAACAUUGUAAGUCUGCUGAAAAGUUCAUCCACCACUGAGAAGAGUUUGUGAAUAAACAAAACAUAAAGAGACAUCAAAUUAAAAUAGAGAAAGAUAGGAAUUUAAAAAAUAAAAUAGAUUCUGACUAAAGACUACAAAAAUAAGUCAUCGACCUUAGUGGAGGUGACACGGCACUGCCCUCUGUACAUCAAAUGGCUACUCAUGAGCUUCUCUACAAUGUCACAGCGACUGGUCUGAGAGUCCAUCACACAGCCCUAAAACUCUGGCAGACUCGACGUUCACAGAUGUGAGUGACCUGAUUGAGGGUCCACAUUAUCUGCCACCACUGUCACCCUCUGGGAAAAUUUAAAUUCAGAGAGUCAUGUUGUCUUAAUAGGAGUGAAUGACAAGACCCAAUGAAGAGUUGAACUUGGAUCAUUCAUCUUCAAAGUGGCCAUUAAGUGUGGUAAGUUAUCAGGUCAGCCAGGAUUUUUGAGUCCCAUUGGAUUAAAGUGUCUGAUAAAGGACCAUCAGGGUCAUUUAGAGACCUCAGCAGGACCUCUUCUGCUCCGUCAUGGACUCAUUUCAGUGACACACACAGCUGCACUGCUGCAGUUCUAGAAUCAAGGUGUGCUACAGAAAUGAUGAUAAUAAUAAUAGCAGACAUGUUGACUCUCUGAACUAUGUGAAGAAGGCUAAUAACAGCUUGGACUAAGGACCCAAGAGAUUGGGUUGAGACAGUGGCCUUGAAUACUGACAACUCAGAUUUCUGUAUCAGAGCCUGGGUCAGUUAGUUCAAAUGUUUCAUGCUUUGUGGUGUGUUUUUGUACUUUUGCCAAGGAAGCAGGUCCUGUAAGCCAGGUUGUUUCCUUAAGAUAACAAGCUGGGAUGGCUCUUGUGGCAUCAUCAGCUGGGUUUAAGUCAGUAGCUAUGCCACUGCUGUGGAGGUGUGAACAUGAGAUUCCAUGCGGAGGCUGAUAUGGAAACAAAUACAGUAAAUGGUAUUAACUCUCUGGUUUUGUCUGUUUCUGAGUCGUCAUCAUCAAAUUUAAUACAAGUUCUUAAUCAAGCUUUACCCAGUGGAGUUUUGAUUGCAUUAUUAUACUGUACAUAUAUUACAUUGAGGGUGAACAGGAGUUGGCAGCAUGAGGGGUCUCCCCUUGGAGUUUCAUACAUGCUGUCCUAAAUAUAUUAUAAGAAUGUUUGCUUCAGCAAAGCAAAGUUUUAUUAGAUGGGCAGCCAGUUAAAACACUUUGAUAUUCUUUAGUUAUUUAUCAUAGAUAG